Paramecium tetraurelia is the source of this 770-nucleotide messenger RNA. RefSeq lists its product as uncharacterized. Lineage: Eukaryota; Ciliophora; Oligohymenophorea; Peniculida; Parameciidae. The transcript has 4 exons. The record is from RefSeq and is a predicted model, not a curated record.
GGAAAUAAAAUCAUAAUUUCCAAACAUGAGUGUAAGGAGACUUAGAAGUGGAGGUAUGCAUGCAAAUUCGGAAGAGGAAUACUUGAAUAAAAUUGUUAAGUUAGAGAAACAAUAAAAGAAAAAAACUAUUAGCUAAGAUGAUGAAUACUUUGAUGGUUUCAUUGUAAAUUCAUAAUUUACAUUUGAAUGCAUCGAACAGCCUCAACUACCUUAGAUCACUUAGAAAUCUCACUUUAUUUUAAUUAUGAUUGAUGAUCUACAUUUAAGUCCCAGAAGACUGCAAAAUAUGAUCGAAUACAGUAAGUUCAUGUUUAAAGUAAUUUUAGCAGACAAUUGUGAAACAAUGACUCAAAGUACGAAUGAUGAUUCCUCAACUUGGAGUCCUUAAAAUAUGAACUAUGACUGCGUAGUUCACACAUAUACUUAAGAAUGUGUGAAUCAUCUUUUUAAUAUCUGGAUAAUAAAUACUCGGAAUAUAAAUUCAACUUUUAAAUAUUGCUAUUACCAGCUAUUUGAAGCCUUUAUAUGCGUCAACAAUAAUAAGAACAACUUAUUUUAAGAGGUUUUUGAGGAGAUAAGACAAAUAAAUGGUAAAGUUCAGUAAUUCCACAUUAAGGAAAAUGAUGAGGUUUCCCCUGAAAGGAAAUAGAUAAAUAAUCUUCAAUAAAUUUUAAAAACCUUAAUCGAUUCGAGAACUCCAUGAAGAUAGCACAUUAAUGUAAUUUUUGUUUAUUGUUUAUGUUUCUAUAUUAUAAAUAAGAAUUCGCAUC